This is a messenger RNA of Triticum urartu, 2823 nucleotides long. The record is from RefSeq and is a predicted model, not a curated record. Lineage: Eukaryota; Viridiplantae; Streptophyta; Magnoliopsida; Poales; Poaceae.
GUGAGAACAGGCAGGCAGACGGUGGUAGAAUGCAAGCAAUCACAGCCAUAUUCCAGGAUGCAGGUAAAGAUGAUGGUGGUGAUGAUGAUAAUGUCACAAAGGUUGCUGCUAUCAGAAGAGAACACGGUGGCAUGUUAUGUAGCAAUUUGGGAUCAAACAUGACAAUGCAGCAACGAACAGAACAUGUUCCCUUGGGAAACAAAGCAUCGGGCAAUAGCGCUGUUUCUUUAGAUGAUCUUCUGCAAGGUGAUGGGCUUUGCUGGACUCCCCACAUUGUUCUUGGAGCUUCUGAAUCCAUGUCACAACCCAAUCCAAAAAGGGCCAGGAUGUCUGAUGUUCAAACUGGGGUUAACGUAUCUCAAAUUGGUCCGGAGCCUAAAAGAGCAACUACCAUGGAUGAGGUAAUAGAAGGAAAGAAGGUCAUGACUCAUAAGGCCCAAAGGUUGGCAUUUAUAAUUGAAGAGGAGCUGUUCAAAUUAUUUGGGGAAGUUAAUAAGAAGUACAAGGAGAAAGGUAGAUCACUUCUGUUCAAUCUGAAAGAUAAAAACAAUCCUGGGCUGAGGGAACGAGUCUUGUCUGGAGAAAUAACGCCUAAAUGCUUAUGUGCAAUGACUACUGAAGAACUUGCUUCAAAGGAGCUUUCAGAGUGGCGGAUGGCUAAAGCUGAAGAGCUUGCAAAAAUGGUUGUUCUUCCUGAUAGAGAAGUGGACGUUAGACGCUUGGUGAGAAAAACACACAAGGGAGAAUUUCAAGUUGAGGUGGAAGAAACUGAUGUUUUCCCUGUAGAAGUUGAGCUUGGUGGUGAUUCACUUUCUUAUGUAACAUCAGAACCCGUUGCAGUUCAAACCAAAUCUGACGAUAAAGCAAGUGUACACAGGGAGAUCAAGGAAUCGGACAACAGUGUGCAAGAUGUAGUUGGGACAUGGAACAGCAAUACAUCAUGCAAUUUAGAAUAUCCAGAAAAUGAGAAAAAUUAUCUCAUGCUAGAACCAAUGGUUGAUGACUUGAAGGUUAUGGAGAAUCUUCCACUGAUCAUGUCACUGGAUGAAUUCAUGCAGGUCCUUGAUUCAGAACCACAUUCCAAAGAUCAGUCCGUUGGAGCCCUGCAAGAUGAUCCUAAUACUAACAAAGAUGACAAAGCUAAGUCAGCAAAUUUUCUCAUAACCAUGGACAAGGCCGCUGUAUCAGAAUUCCAAUUUCAUUGUGAUGUGUCGUCUCCAAGAAGUUAUUGUGAAUCCAAAUUAGAAUCACGCAUAAACAAACCAGUUCCAGUUUUGGAUCCAGUUGAAGAACCAAAGGGAGAUGUGUUGGUCAAAUCCCCCACUGAAAAGGUGGGUGCUGAAAAAUCAGAUACUGUUAAUGGCUCGAUUCCUGAAUCUACUAUGCAGUGUAAGAAAACUCCUGAUGCUGUGCUGACACAUGACAUUAUAUGGGAGGGAAUAAUUGAGCUCAGUUUGUCUUCAAUCACAAAUAUCGUUGCUAUCUUCAAAAGUGGUAAAAAGCCAUCUACAAAUGAGUGGCGCCGCUUUCUUGAAAUCAAGGGAAGAGUGAGACUCAGUGCUUUUGAAGAAUUUCUUGAACAGCUUCCUAAAUCCAGGAGCCGUACUAUAACGGUAACUGAGUUACGUUGGAAGGAGGGCUCUCUUGAGAGUGGUCGACAUCAUCUCUUAAAGACUAUUGACUCAUAUAUAGCAGAUGAGAGAGUAGGGCUAGUGAAGCCUUCUGAAGGGGUGGAGUUGUACCUCUGUCCUUCUCAAGGGAAGGCAGCUCAGAUACUUGCUGACCACCUGCCAAAGGAGCACUUGGGUAGUUUUACUGUGCCUGGAACAUCUAUCAUCGGAGUCGUUGUGUGGCGAAGACCCCAUGCCUCAUCUAGGGUGCCCAACAGGCAAGAGGACCCCAAGAGGCAGGCUGCCACUUCUGGUUCAGCUAUGCCCAUGAUCUCUCAGCCAUCAUCUCGCUCUUCCAAUGCUUCUCAUCAGGAAGUUGUAACCGCUGAUGUUCCUCCUGGCUUUGGUUCUGGUGUUGUUAGGGAUGAUGAUGACCUACCUGAAUACAAUUUCGUUAGCGUGUCAAACUCGGCUGCCAAUGUGACAGUGCCACAGAGUUACAGGAGCCAUCAGCAUCUACCUCUCAGUUCUCCUCCGACAGACCGAGUGAGAGAAUUGAUUCGCAAGUAUGGUAACAGAUCUGCUGCAGCCCAACCCUGGAACAGCAAUGGCGACGACGAUGACUUGCCAGAAUGGGAUCUGUGUUCUCAAGGUAACCUCCAGCAGGCGCGGAUUCCACAGCCACGUUACCCUUAUCAACACCAUGAGCAGCUGCAGUACCAUUCCUUGCUUCAGCAAUCGCAAAGCUCAUUGUCCCAGGCAUACCCCCAGCAGCACCAGCAUGUUGCCAUGCCCGUGCAUGCUCAGUCGCUGACCUACAGCCACCCAACGCAGCCUGCUCAGCAAUCCUACUUCGGUGUACCAGACGAUGGCAGUGGGUCCUACGUCAAUGGUGUAACCCAUGGCACCGGGAAGGCGGGAGCCAAUGGAUGAUGGCAUGGAAUCCAGGGUAGUUCUGUGCGUUCUCUGCAAAGCAUCCGUUCUAAUCGUUUGCAAGGAUCUGGCGGUAGUAACGUGUCUGUGUUUGGUCCACCUAUCGUAAGUGUCUGCUCAAUGCUCACUAUGAUGGUGUAAGAAUCAUCCAUCUUUAUGGUAUGGUCUCGUAUCUUAUUUGCUACUGGUGAUUCCUGUGCUAUCAUUCUGAUGUUAUUAUGAAUGCCUUUUAAAACGAGUAUAGUAAUUAGUACAAGAGCUCCCCUGCUUUCCUUUUUCA